Messenger RNA from Brenthis ino (lesser marbled fritillary), 477 nucleotides. The record is from the annotation of a GenBank genome assembly. Lineage: Eukaryota; Metazoa; Arthropoda; Insecta; Lepidoptera; Nymphalidae.
AUGUUAGUUCUUUUUGAGCAUUGCACUACUAACACUAUGGAAAGAAAAGUGUUUGUACUCAUUUCUUUGUUUAUCUCCCAUAUUGCCGCACGAGGAAUUGCCAAUAACAGCUUGCUUGAUAUAGCCUGCGGAAAACAUCAAGUGUUUAAAACUUGUGGUAAAUGUGUUAAGACGUGUUCCGAUCCCAACCCCACAUGUACAUCCGCGUGUCUCGCCGGAUGUUUCUGUGAAGAUGGUUAUGUCAUGGCUCCCAAUAAUAGUUGCGUCUACUUACAAAAUUGCCCCCAAGAAAAAUGUUCUGAUAUCAAUGAAGAGUACACCUGUCGUUACGGAUGCGAAGUUCGCUGUGUGCCUCACGCCUGCGUGCGCCCGCGCAGGUGUCGCCUCGGCUGUCACUGUAAGAAAGGACUUUACAGGAAUGCUCAAGGGCAAUGCGUCCCCGCUGACAAGUGUUUCGAUGAAUCUAAAGCAGUGCCC